Molecule: messenger RNA, 4090 nt
Organism: Olea europaea var. sylvestris
Lineage: Eukaryota; Viridiplantae; Streptophyta; Magnoliopsida; Lamiales; Oleaceae
Product: kinesin-like protein KIN-12F
Exons: 17
Coding region: 196-3825 (1209 amino acids)
Biological process (GO): microtubule-based movement
Molecular function (GO): microtubule binding; microtubule motor activity; ATP binding
Source: RefSeq, a predicted model, not a curated record
AGUUUUUAAACGCUCCGCGUUGCUCAACGGUCAUCUCUUCUAACGGCUCUAUUCAAUCAGCAUUUGAACCAAAUCAUCUCGCUGUCUCUAUACUCUCUCUCACACACAAACACACAGAUAACCAACUGUUUGUAAAUUGUAAUCUUCAAAAAAAAAUUUACUCAGAAUUUCUAUAGAAAAUUGAAUUAUCGAAUCAUGUUGAAGUCCAAUGCUGAAAUCUCAGAGAACAGAUACUUGGGAAGCAUAUCUGCCUCCGUCUCACCAUUCAAGAAUUUAUUUCCUAAAUCGAAGCAAAACAUGAAUUUGACACGCCGUGCGAAGUCCAAAUCGAACAGUGAAAACAUUGCACCUCCGGAUCCAAACAUUCAGAUCAGCGAUCCUCCACUGUCAGGUUCAAUUUCAUUACCCAAAAAUUCACCUAGAAAACCCUUAGUAAAUUCCCAUAAAGUAGAAGAUACCACCUCCGUGUUGGAAGAUAAAGCACCCAAGGCCCCAGAUACAACUGUCAAGGUUGUGGCGAGAUUAAGACCCACUAAUUACAGUGGAGGUGGAUUUCAGACAGUUAGAAAAGUUUCUAACGAUUCAGUAUCUGUUGGUGCCAGAAAGUUCACCUUCGACGCGGUUUUCGACUCGAAUUCAACUCAGGAGGAAGUAUAUCAAUCAGUUGGUGCCCCAGUGGUGAAGGAUGCAUUGGCUGGCUACAAUAUAUCGCUCUUGGCUUAUGGGCAGACUGGCAGUGGAAAGUCUUACACAAUGUGGGGUCCCCCCAGUGCUAUGGUUGAGGGUCCAUCAGAUAGUGGACUUCAGGGUAUUGCACCACGCAUUUUUCAAAGUCUGUUCUCUGAGAUUCAAAAGGAGCAAGAGAAUUAUGAAGGCAAACAGAUAAAUUAUCAAUGCCGGUGCUCGUUUCUUGAGAUAUAUAAUGAGAAAAUUGGAGAUCUACUGGACCCGACGCAGCGAAAUCUAGAGAUAAAAGAUGAUGCCAGAAAUGGGUUUUAUAUAGAGAACUUGACUGAGGAGUACGUAACCAGUUACGAGGAUGUCAUCCAAAUCUUAAUUAAGGGGCUUUCGAGUAGAAAGGUUGGUGCUACAAGCAUAAAUUCCAAGAGUUCAAGAUCACAUACUGUAUUCACGUUCAUAAUUGAGACCUGGUGUAAGGAAUCCUCAUCAAAAUGCUUUGGGAGUUCCAAGACUAGUAGAAUCAGCAUGGUAGACCUUGCUGGUUUUGAGAGAACUUUACUUGAUGAUGCUAGCAGACAGCUUGUAAAAGAAGGAAAGUAUGUAAAGAAGUCCACGUCACAACUCGGGCACUUAGUAAACAUCCUUGCACAGAGAAGUAAUUCUGGGAGAGCCGAAGAUGUUCCGUAUAGAAGUUCUUGUCUAACUCAUGUGUUGAGAGAAUCAUUUGGUGGCAAUGCCAAACUCUCCAUUAUGUGUGCCAUUUCUCCUGAUAACAGGAGCAAUAAUGAAACAAUAAGCACACUUAGAUUUGGACAGCGGGCGAAGCUCGUGAAGAAUGAACCUGUAAUAAAUGAAAUAACAGAAGAUGAUGUUGAUGAUCUCAGCAACCAGAUUCGCCAGCUGAAGGAAGAACUUAUAAAAGCUAAGUCCAUUUCACGCAACUCAUUCACUAGCAAUCAAAGGAACUUCAGAGGACGAAGUGUUCGUGAAAGUGUGAAUCAGUUAAGACUGAGCCUGAAUCGUUCACUGAUCUUACAAUGCGAAGACAAUGAUUCUGAAAAGGAAAUACCCGUCAACGAGGAUGAUGUAAAAGAACUAAGAUUUCAGAUUGAUAAUUUACAUAGAUCACAUGAAGAAAAUUCUGAGAACAGAGAUUGCAAUCAAUUAUACUCUGCAGAAGGUUGUGAGACAGAUCAGGCCUGUGAACAUUACUUGAGCUGUUCAGAAGAAAGCGACUGUGAAGAAAUUAGUUCAAGAGUAUCUCAAUCAGAAAUUCCAGAUUUAAACAACACCAUAUCAGCAGGUGACGUCGAUAGUAUCCUGAAGAAGUCAAUGGCCAUUCAUCCUUCAUCAAGCAGUAGCUUGUCAAUCAGUGAAUGCCCUCAUCGUGCAGUCCUCCAAGGUCCUGUGUUCUCCGAGUCUCCAAAAAUAAGUACUCAAAGGAAAAGAACAGUGUUCUCACCAAAUCAUCGGUCGAAUCACGAUGUUGUGACAUCCAAAAGUCUGGAUGUCGGACAGUCGAAUCAACAACAUGAUCAUAUUAAAUCCUCUGUAAGGUCUUCUAGAAUAUUUCCAAGCCCAACUGAAUCCUUAACUGAUAGCUUGAACAGAGGCUUACAGAUCAUUGACCACCACCAGGAGAACUCUGCAUCAACUAGAUCAUUAUCUUCCUUCUCUUUUGAACACUUUGCACUCAAAUCUUGUCCAACAACUGAAAAGGUCUAUGCCUCUGUUCAAACCUCACCACAUGACGAACAAUCUUCAGAUGCACCCUUUGCUUCCUUUGUCUGUAUGACAUGCCGGGGGAGAGAAAUUUCUACCUCUAAUGAAGCCAAGGAUAGUAUAAAUUCAUGGAUGGUUCCAGUGGACAGAUCAGGGAGUUUUAAUAGAUUAUCUACUCAAGUGACCAGGCUUGAUGUAGAGAGAGAUUUGGCUAUGGCUAUUAAAAGAGAGAAGGAGCUUGACAGUAUUUGCAAGGAGCAAGCAGCUAAAAUAGAGCAUUUAAAUCUAUUGCUAAAGAAAUGCAAUUGCAAGACAAAUGAGAAUUCUACCAAUGAGCACAAAAUUGAGAAAUGCAACUCACCAAUUAAUGAAAAUAAGCUUCUGACAUGGGAUGGUCAAGGAAAUCAUGAGCCGGAGGUUAUAAAGGAGAAGUGUGAAAUAAAAGAAGGCCAGGAAGAGUUGAAUCUUAGCAGGGGGAACGAAUCCUUUGAUGUGGAAGAGAGGGAAGCACUUCUCAAAGAAGUUGAAAUUCUAAGGAGCAAAUUGCAGUCAUAUACUGUUACACCUACAGACAGAUCAGUUGACAGACUCAAAUCCUCUUUGUUGUUGCAAUCAAUCCAGUUGAGAAGAAGUAGUGCAUGUGCUCGAGGUAAUAGUGAGGAAGAAAUUGAAAAGGAAAGAAAAAAAUGGAUGGAAAUGGAAAGUGAUUGGAUUUCAUUAACUGAUGAAUUGAGAAUUGAAAUCCAAUCUAACCGUCAACGAGCAGAGAAGGUGGAGAUGGAGUUGAGAUUAGAGAAAAUCUGUACAGAGGAAUUGGAUGAUGCACUCAAAAGAGCUAUCACUGGGCAUGCCAGACUGGUCGAGCACUAUGCUGACCUGCAGGAGAAGUACAAUGACUUGGAGGGAAAGCAUCGAACAAUUAUGGAAGGUAUAGCAGAGGUGAAAAGGGCAGCUGCAAAAGCAGGAGCCAGAGGUUGUGGUUCUCGUUUUGCAAAGUCACUAGCACGGGAGCUUUCAGCUUUGAGGAUGGAAAGGGAAAGGGAGAAGAAGCUGCUGAAAAAGGAGAAUCAGAGUCUUAGAAUUCAGAUCAAAGACACUGCAGAAGCUGUACAUGCUGCAGGUGAACUACUUGCUAGGUUGAGGGAAGCUGAGGAAGAGACUUCAGUGGCUGAGGAGAAGAAUACUAUGAUCCAGGAAGAGAAUGAAAAUUUAAAGAAACAAAUAGAGAAACUGAAGAGAAAGCACAAGAUGGAGAUGAGCACGAUGAAACAGUAUCUUGCAGAGAGCAGAUUGCCUCAAGCAGCAUUACAGCCUCUUUAUCAUGAGGACUCCGAUUUAAUACACCAAGAUACAACCCCAAUCCCUGACGAUGAUCAAUCUUGGCGAGCCGAAUUUGGAGCAAUAUACCAAGAACAUUACUGAGUCAAUUGAUAAUCAUCAUACUAGGAGGAAAACAUAAAAGUGCAUUGGACCCUGCUUAGGUCCCUGCAUUCAUACACUUCUCUCCUGUACUUGCUUGUGAAGCUCUGCUGUACAUCUUUUACAUUUCAUUUUUUAGCAAUUUGAUUUAUGUUGUUAGAUGGACACUAUUGUGUGUAUCAAAAAAAAAUCUGUCCGUUGUAAAAGUAAAUAACUGCAUUGAUUUUUGUUUGCUAACAGUAAAACUAAAUGAAAGUUACUUUUUCGA